AUGCCUUCAUAUGAGGGGAACGGAGUUAGCCAAAAAAAUUUAAUCAUGAUUGAUUUUAAAACCACUCACAAGACCAUCUAUCCUCUGAAUUACGCAGAACACUCUGCCGGAUUCUCUCCCUUUUUCUUCCCAACACAAAUCUUGAUUUCCCUUCGCAACUUCCUUGCUGAUUAUCGCCUCAGGUUUUUCUUUGAAGUAAACAAUGACUCAUCUUCACAAGAAAUCCCAAAGGAUUUAGAAAAAACAGAGGACAAUCCCAUGCCCACACCAGCCCAAGAGGAAGCAGUAAUCAAGAAAAAAUAUGGUGGAUUACUACCAAGAAAAACCCCUUUAAUCUCAAAGGAUCAUGAUCGUGCUUUCUUUGAUUCUGCAGAUUGGGCACUAGGAAAGGGGUCACAAAAGAGCAAAGGACCUUUAGAGGCACUACGCCCAAAAUUGCAGCCUACGCCACAUCAGCAAGUUCGUUCAAGACGAUCAUCCUAUGCUCCUGCAGAUGAAGGAGAAGUAGAUGAUGGUAGCUUAAAUCAAACUGCUUCAGAGGAUCAAGGGCAAGAAUUGGAAUUAAUUUUGAAGGACCAAAAAUCAUCACUGGUAUCAAUAACAUUUGCAUGAAUUUUGCAGCUAUUGUUUCAUAAUCAAGAAACACAUACAUGUCUCAUGAUAUUAUACCCUCUGUUGUAUGAUGGGAAAAAUAAACUUAUGUUACUUGUUUACUUGUAUUAUUCCCUCAAUUGAUGUUGUAUCUGUGUUAUCUUUUUGAUGUUAUGCAACAAAAUGGAUCAAAACAUUAAUUAUAUAUAUAUUUCAUCAUCCAAUGAUCAUGUGGUCAUAGCCUUG
Messenger RNA from Lactuca saligna, 837 nucleotides. NCBI's taxonomy places the organism in Eukaryota, Viridiplantae, Streptophyta, Magnoliopsida, Asterales, Asteraceae. The record is from the annotation of a GenBank genome assembly.